Messenger RNA from Acanthochromis polyacanthus (spiny chromis), 4360 nucleotides. RefSeq names its product homeobox B4a (gene hoxb4a). Gene Ontology annotation, biological process: embryonic skeletal system morphogenesis; anterior/posterior pattern specification; regulation of transcription by RNA polymerase II. The transcript is spliced from 2 exons. The coding region runs from base 2026 to 2802 and encodes 258 amino acids. Gene Ontology annotation, molecular function: DNA-binding transcription factor activity, RNA polymerase II-specific; RNA polymerase II cis-regulatory region sequence-specific DNA binding. Gene Ontology annotation, cellular component: nucleus. The record is from RefSeq and is a predicted model, not a curated record. NCBI's taxonomy places the organism in Eukaryota, Metazoa, Chordata, Actinopteri, Pomacentridae.
GGCAGCGAUGGAUCCAAACACAGGGAGGCCUUCAGCUGCUAGUAUCAGAGUGGAGAGGCUUUAUUAAGGAGAGGUUAGGUCUGAACACGUUCAUGGAUGAAAAUGGAACAGAGUAGAUUUAAAAUAAAAUGCAUUUCAAUAGUAAAUAUAAAGGAGAAAAUGUCUUUAUUUUAGAGCUUUAAUGUUUCUUAUUUGAUGUUGAAUUCGCACAGUUUGUCUUUUUCUUCCCUAAAGUGCUGAAAACUCAAUCCAAGUUUUGUACUUUCGGUUUUUUUCGAUCAUCCAACCGCCUCCCCGCUUUAAAGGCCAACUCCAGGUUGAAUUGAACUCUUUUUAUUUAUUAUUUGUCUGGUUGAAAAAUGAUGCGGUCGGCUUUACUGUUCAUCUAGGAGGGCGUAGGAGGGGGGAGGCUGUGCCUGUGCGUGGGGGUUGGCGGGGGUAAGGUUUCGAUUUAGAGACGGUCAAUUUUCUCGAAACAAAGGGCUUAGAUAUCUCCAUCAUCUUGGCUGUGUGUGUGUGUGUGUGUGUGUGUGUGUGUGGAGGGCACAUUUAACAUUUAAUCCUGCUGAUAACAGCCCAGAAAUGUACAGCAUCCUUAAUGUGCACAGAACAAAACAACCACUCUGUUCUAUUCUAUUCUAUUCUUUUCUAUUCUGAUAUUUCGUGUUUUAUUAGUUUUUAUGACCUUUUUUGUCUUGUUUUAAUGCUGUUCGAAUUACAAUGAGCAGAUUUAUUGCAUAAAUAAUAAUUGAAUAAUAAUAAAGUGCUCUUUGUUCGUCUUUUCUGUGCGUAGUGCAGCUCAAAUCCUUUAACUGUGGGUGUUUUGCAUUCAUUUAUGACAGUAUAAGAGUGGCAGCAGCAGAAAGUGAGAGUGUAUCACACAUAUCAGUGUCUGAGCUGAGCAGCAGCUUGUGUGAGCAGGUCAUGGUUGAAUCCAUGAAUUCCCCUCAGCAGAAAGAAAAACAACACAAAGAGCUGUGGGUCUGUGCUCAGCAACGCGCAGCUCAAGGGCAAAAGCAGCCUCACGCAGGCACGGUGUGGACUUACUAUGCCAGUGAUGUUAAUAUCAGAAAGUGGAGGGAAAUAAAUCCUGUUUAUUCAUGCAGAGCCUGGCGGAGCUGCAUUACUAUGCGAGGGGAGCUGAACGUGAAACGGGAGCCUGUUGGAGCAACGCGGGGUUUUAAAAAGGGGGAAACGGCGCUGAAUUCUCGUUCUUAAUGCAAAGGUCUGCCGGUGAUUUAGGAGGCCGUGUAACCUGAAUUAGUUGAUGAAUUUUCUAUCGAUCCUAAACAAGCCAGAUUUAUCUCUGACACGGAGCUGCUGGGUGGCGGAGCAGCAGCCGGCCAGGCCACUCUCCCACUCCCGUUAUUAGCGAUUUAAAAAAAGAGGAGGAAAAAAGAAAAGCGCUUUGGCAAGCACGUCCCUACACACACCCAAGUAUACACACAGAGGGUGGUGCAGGCGCCACUUCAAAUCCCCCCGAGCGCUUUCUCUCUGCUGCCUCUUUUUUCUUUAUUUUCCUAUCUGAAGUUCCAGCCAGACGCGUAAGAGGGGGAAAGGGUUCGUUUGCAAUAAGGGAGGACUUGUCAUCUGUGGCUUACUGUACUCUGCUGCUUGUGUGCGUGUCCGUGUGCGCGCACGUCUCCAUUUGGAGCGGGAUGUGUUUUCAGCGUGUUGUUAUUGUUGUGAUCCUAUGGCUGUCGACAUGUGGCGUGGAGACAUCCAGGGAGGGACGGGGCGGGAGAGGGAACGUACUGGAGCUCCGUGAAUGCCCACAAACUGAGGCCAUAUGAUGAUGCGCGUGCGGGGGCCGUGUAUAUGCUUAAUCCCAUUUCCUUAUCCGGGGUUCGUCCUGGAGGCGCGCCAUUGGCCAGCCGCUGUCACGUGGCUUUUUAACUUUGUUCACUUGACAGAAAAGUAGGAGGGUUCAACGGAACAGGAAUAACCGAAGAGUAAAGGGAUGAGAUAUAAAUUUUAGUUAUAUAUUUUCCGAGUAGGUGCAAUUCCACAAAAAGACUGAAAUUAAUGGCCAUGAGCUCCUAUUUGAUCAACUCCAACUAUGUGGACCCGAAGUUCCCACCGUGUGAGGAAUACUCUCAGAGCGACUAUCUGCCCAGUCACUCUCCGGACUACUACAGCUCCCAGAGGCAGGAGCCUGCUGCCUUCCAGCCGGACUCUCUCUACCACCACCACCAGCACCACCCACACCACCAGAGCCACCACCAGCAGCGAGCCGAGCCGCCCUACACGCCGUGCCAGCGCGCGUCUCAGCCCGCCUCGGUGGUGAUGUCCCCCCGGGGUCACGCCGUCCCUCCGACCGGGCUGCAGACCACCCCUGUCCCGGAGCAGAGCCACCGCUGCGACUCGGUGACACCGAGCCCGCCUCCGCCUCCGUCCUGCGGCCAAACGCCCCACAGCCAAAGCACUUCUUCCCCCACGAGCACCCGCAAGGACCCGGUAGUCUACCCGUGGAUGAAGAAAGUCCAUGUAAACAUCGUGAGCUCCAACUACACGGGGGGCGAACCGAAGCGCUCGCGGACGGCGUACACGCGCCAGCAGGUUCUGGAGCUCGAGAAGGAGUUCCACUACAACCGGUACCUGACGCGCAGGCGCAGGGUGGAGAUCGCGCACACGCUGUGCCUGUCGGAGCGGCAGAUCAAGAUCUGGUUCCAGAACCGGCGGAUGAAAUGGAAGAAGGACCACAAGCUGCCCAACACCAAGGUCCGCUCCGGGGCCGGCGGCGGCAGCACAAACUCCCCGGCUCUGAGCGGCUCCCAGACCCGCUCCUCUGGACCCCUAUAGCCCGGUCCCGUGGCUCUCUGUCUCACGUUUGCCCUCCCCGGUUCCCAAACUGAACGCCGAAAGGGCAAACACGCCUGUAACCACCGGAACCUGCACUUUGGAGCGGAAUAGCGGCUUCCUGCUGUGGAGGGGAGACGCGGCCCUGACCUGAUGUUACUCUAGAAUAUGACGCUCUGGGUGGGAGGGGUGGAGGGGAGAUUCAUUCAGAAAAUAUGAAAUGAACAAGAGUAGGUGAAGGAGACUGAAAGAACUGAAAACGAAGCGGCUUCCUGGCUUUCAGCACCCUCUCUCUCACCCUGCUUUCAUUUCUGUCUUUUUAUACUCCUCUCUCUCUCUUCUCUGACGGUCGGCUGAAGAUAAUGUUCCCGCGUGUGUGUGGGUUCUUUCCUUUUCUUUUUCUAUCCAAGACUCUCUUUUUUUGGAGAAGAUGGAUCCUCGUUUUCAUCUUUAAUCAUGCCAAACUCGGGCCCCAUUUGUCAUGUUUACUCUGCGGGUACAAAGCAAAGGGGCUCUGCCCGUUACCCCUCACCCCCUACUCCCCCUUCCUCCCCCAUCUCCAAACCACUAACCCCCCCAUACACACGCACGUGUAAUAAAUGGAAGUGUGGUUUAGUCCAGAGCAGUAUUCCUCCUCUCUCACAUCUACUAGAACCUCCGGUUUGAUCCAAAACCACAGCGGACACUUUUCUGCUGCGUCGCUGAUUCAAGUAUAAUUAUUUCUGUUUUUGUUUAAUGACAAAAUAUAGCUUUUGAAAUUUUAAUUCUAGUUAUUUUUGAAUUCAGUGUUGAUUGUAAAAUGAUGAGGAGCGUCUCUGUGGUCCGUUGAUUGUUCAUGUUGUGAUGUGGUUUUACAGGGAAGCAGUGGAACAGGGUGAAGAUAAAAAUACAGAAAAUUAAUAAACAGGGUUUAUAAAGCUGCCUAACACUAAUAACCACACCAAAAUACUGGUACAGAUAGUCCGAGAACACAUUAUAAACACAGCACUAUUGCAAUGUACUACCUAUUACCUCAGUUGUACUUAUAUAUAUUUUUAUUUUUUGGUCAUCUUACUUUUUUCUUGCUCGUUUAAUGAAGUGACAGCUUUUCGAGCUUUUAUAUUUUUUGAAAUUGUGUGACGAGUUAUGAUGAUAAUAAUUAUUAUUACCUGCAAUACAAUUCUUGUAUUCUUGUAUGUGGAAAGUUAAAAAAUGUAAUUUAAUUAUAAGCAAUUGUUCUAGAAAGGAACAUUCAGAAAAAUAAGGAGCCUCUUAUUGCAUGAACUGUGUUGGUUUUAUUAUUUUUCUCUUUUCUCCGCACAUUAAAUGCGCGCACACUUUACUUUCUCCCCUCUGUUUCCUUCUCCUCAUCAUCUCUCUCUGUUCCUCCACUUUUUAGAUAUUUUAUUCUGCAGGUGUUUUAAUUGAUGCUAUUUUAUUUACAUUCCAAAGAUGAGUUUCUCUCCUUAUUGAUGAUGGUUUGGUGUUGUUGUCUCCUUUCUCUGCUCAUGCCUCCUCACUGUCUCCCUUCCUAUUAUUUGUAAAUAGUUCAUAGAAAUUUAAAUAAAUGGCUGAAAAUGUA